AACUGAAGACUCGGUCGAGCACGCACAUUAAAGACGCUCGCUGGCCUUUAAGUUAUGGUCUGCAACGGAGAAUAGUACACGCAAAUCCUCGCGCUCAAAGUAUUCUUCAAUCUGCGGAUCCUUGAAAGCGCCAUCACCGCAAACGCAAUCCCGUCAACAAAGGCAUACUAUUCGCGGUGCUUUGACAGUGACGCGCUCAUCUAUCCUGCGAAUAUAAACUCAACCAAGGCUGUAUGCCUCACGUCACGAUGCACCGAGCUCUAGCUGUCCCCGAGCUCCUCUUCCUGAUAGUCAACGAGGCCAAUAGCGACGACGACGAGGGGCCACCCCGUGUUUCCGUUCUAUCGACGCUUCUCGCUCUGGCGCUUACAAGCCGUGCGUUCCUGGACCCCGCUUUGAAUCUCAUAUGGAGUGCUCAGAGCAGCUUGGGCCACCUAGUCCAGUGCCUGCCUACCGACCUCUGGACGGUAUCGGGCGACGAACAUCUGAUCCUCAAAGAACCGACGAGACCCACGACACACCAGGACUGGGAGCGUUUCGAUUUCUACGCUCGACGUGUUCGAGAGCUAAUCAGCGAUUCGGACGAGCACCACUUUGCCGGACGCCCCUCCCGUGUAAUCUCCGAGAGCCUCUUCUUCUGGCUCCAUUCGUCAAGACCUGGCCACCUGUUGCUUCCAAACCUGUCUACCCUCAGCUGGGGGAGUAGUAUACCAAGCGGGUAUUACGGCUCUGUGCAUCUGCUUUGUGGCCAACAGCUUUCUACGUUCCAUAUAGGAGGUUCGACACCGCGGUCUACCUCCGAUGUCAUUGCUCAAGCCCUUCUACACCUUCCGCAGCGCUCGCCUCUCGUCCGAGAGCUGAGGAUCAUACUUGUGGAGAAUGGUACAGCCAUCCAACCUGUUCAACCCAUCCUUGGCGAUGUGUUCGCGUCGCUGAAAAGGCUGCAGAUUCUCUCGCUGCAGUCGGAGCUACCCAUGCCAUUCAGUGCCUUUGCGAUGUUGGCAUCCUUGCCUCACCUCACGCAAUUGAAGCUUGUAUCCGAGGACGGCGCGAUAAUGACGUCUGUUCCGUUGAAGACAGGCCGUGCGGAUCUCACCUUCCGUGCCCUAGAGGAAAUGACUUUAACAUCCUCUCCCAUGGACAGCUCUGUUGACGUUCUAUCAUCAUGUCAACUUCCCCGCCUCAAAUACAUAUACAUAAACUCGGAGAUCGCCGCAGACCCGGACACUAUCGUUCGUGUGCUACAACUGCUGCACGAACGGUGCUCGCAUACCGUGCUGGAGGGUAUCGACGUGCAUAACGUAGAUUAUAUUAGCGCCGGUGAACAAGUCAGGGAGGCCAUCAGAUUCACCGCAGCGACUAUGCGACGUCUCUGCGACUUCCAUCGUAUUCGCCUCUUCGACCUCCACACGGAUCUGUUGAUUGUGCUUGACGACGAGGUCAUCAAGCAACUAGCCAUGUCGUGGCCUCGCCUCGAAUUCUUGCACUUCUUGAGUGCGAAUGAUCACCCUUGGCACACUCCGACGGCGACGACGUUGAAAGGGCUGGUCCAUCUCGCGCGAUACUGCCCCUCUCUCCGGCUUCUCACUAUCGACUUGAACGCGUCAGACUCCGAUGUCUCGCUUCGUACGAAGCCCGGCGGUGGCAUCCGCAAUCAGACCCUCCGGCGCGUUACCUUCGGCCAUUCGCCUGCUCUGGGUAACACGGCGAAGAUAGCGGCCUUCCUAUUCGCGAUCUUCCCCAACAUCAUAUCAAUCAACGACGACGACGAGGUUCCGAUUGAAGAAUCUUGGGACCAGGUGUUCAACACAUACGAGGUUCUACAAAUCGUAACUCGCUGGAAGAAGCGCACCAGUGCCCAGUGACAUUGGCGAACAUGACGGGAUGUCGUAAAUGAUAGCCCCACUCUGUGGCUCGUGUAGCGUUUGUUUGCAUUGAUGGCCGAGUCGUUGCAUUUAAUUGUAACUUGCUACUUAUGAACGAAGGUGAUAUCCUGGAGUCGUCAAAUACUUCUGCACAGUAGUACGGUCUUUCCUAUUGUCUAUUUACUGCUCAUAGCCAUAAUUUCGCCUCACGCUGGACCACUCUUGCAGGAUAUCCUAUGCCAUGAAGUUGAUGAGCUGC
Molecule: messenger RNA, 2124 nt
Organism: Fomitopsis serialis
Lineage: Eukaryota; Fungi; Basidiomycota; Agaricomycetes; Polyporales; Fomitopsidaceae
Exons: 4
Coding region: 234-1865 (543 amino acids)
Source: RefSeq, a predicted model, not a curated record